AAUCUCCUUCAAUAAAACCCAAUCAUCUUCCUUUCUUCGUCACUCAGCCCAGCCCCCACAGACUUCGGAGAGAGAGGAAGAGAAUCACAUGGCUUCUUCCACCUCCAUCUCCCUCAUCCUGCUCCUCAUCGCCGUCGUCGCUGGCGCAUCAUCGGCGACCACUUUUUCCGACGAGAAUCCGAUCAGGACAGUCGUAUCGGAUGCUCUUCUUCGCGACUUCGAGACCUCCGUUCUCAAAGUCAUCGGCCACUGUCGUCACGCCCUCUCCUUUGCUCGAUUCGCCCACAGGUAUGGAAAGAGCUACGAGACUCCCGAAGAAAUGAAGCUACGGUUCUCGAUUUUCUCGGAGAACUUGAAGCUCAUCAAAUCGCACAACAAAAAGAAACUUUCCUACACUCUUGGUGUCAAUCACUUUUCCGAUUGGACCUGGGAAGAGUUCCGCAAACAUAGGUUGGGAGCUGCUCAAAACUGUUCUGCCACCACAAGGGGAAAUCACAAGCUCACUGAUGAAGUUCUUCCUAAUUCGAAAGACUGGAGAGUGACAGGAAUAGUCAGCCCAGUCAAAGAUCAAGGCCACUGCGGAUCUUGCUGGACUUUCAGCACCACAGGGGCUCUGGAGGCAGCUUACAAGCAGGCAUUUGGAAGGGCAAUCUCUCUAUCAGAACAGCAGCUUGUGGAUUGUGCAGGAGCUUUUAAUAACUUUGGCUGCAAUGGUGGGUUGCCAUCCCAAGCCUUUGAGUAUAUCAAAUACAAUGGGGGUCUUGACACGGAGGAAGCAUACCCUUACACUGCAAAAGACGGCGCUUGCAAAUUUUCUUUUGAAAAUGUUGGUGUCCAAGUUCUUGACUCUGUCAACAUUACCCUGGGUGCUGAAGAUGAACUAAAGCAUGCUGUAGCAUUUGUCCGGCCAGUGAGUGUGGCAUUUCAGGUGGUGGAUGGCUUCCGAUCGUACAAGGAUGGAGUUUACACCAGUGACACAUGUGGCAAGACUCCAAUGGAUGUGAACCAUGCUGUUCUUGCUGUUGGGUAUGGAGUUGAAAAUGGUAUCCCAUACUGGCUUAUUAAGAACUCGUGGGGAGGAGACUGGGGCGAUAAUGGCUACUUCAAAAUGGAGAUGGGGAAAAACAUGUGUGGUGUUGCAACUUGUGCAUCAUACCCAAUUGUUACAUAAUUGUUCUUCAAGAAAUGACUUCUUUCAGAGUUUCACUGAGAGAAUCCCGGUAUGAAGUCAUCUGGCUUGUGUCUAAAAUGUAGUAAUUUUCCAUCUAUAAGGUGAAGAAGGGUCAUGUUGUAAUGAUCUUUGAUAGUUCAGAUUUAAUGUACAAAAUAAGAACAGAGCUAAUAUUGUUGCUGGACUUUGUUGUACCCGAAAGACACUUAAAUUUCCUUCAUGAAUAUGAAUGCUUUAUGUUGAUCUCUUGAAUGGA
Camellia sinensis is the source of this 1427-nucleotide messenger RNA. RefSeq names its product pro-cathepsin H. The record is from RefSeq and is a predicted model, not a curated record. Gene Ontology annotation, biological process: proteolysis. Gene Ontology annotation, molecular function: cysteine-type peptidase activity. NCBI's taxonomy places the organism in Eukaryota, Viridiplantae, Streptophyta, Magnoliopsida, Ericales, Theaceae.